This is a messenger RNA of Xyrichtys novacula (pearly razorfish), 20862 nucleotides long. The record is from the annotation of a GenBank genome assembly. NCBI's taxonomy places the organism in Eukaryota, Metazoa, Chordata, Actinopteri, Labriformes, Labridae.
GAAACCAUGACUGGUCCCUCCUGCUUAUUAACGGACCCGGACGCGCACUAGCUCCCCCUCCGCCCUCCAGACCCCUCCCCUUCCACUCUCAAAACUAUUUAGCAUCUGAAAGCGGGAUAAAGUUUCCAAAAAAAUUUAAGGACAAAACUUCCUGCACGAGGAGAAGCGUGCCAACCUCCUGUUUUUAAAAAGAGUUUGAAGCACAGAGAGAGUGAGGCGUCCCCACAAAAAUUCUUCUCCUCAUCUUUUUCGGAUUUCUACACAUUUUUUUUUGUAACCACGGCUUCAAAGGUGGACAACGUUUUCUCCGCUCUAUCCCUGCAUUUCUUCAAGAAAGAAAUGGAAGAGGGCUCCAGUUCUCCGGUCUCCCCUGUGGAUAGUCUGGUGACCAGCGAGGAGGAGCUGGACAGGCAGCAGAAGCGUUUCGCGAGGAAGAGGAGACACAGCAAAAAGUCCUGCGAGGACAGCAGCGGCAGCAGCCCCGGGCCGGUCAAACGGGGGAAGAAACCGAGUCCGAGCAGCACCCAGUCUUACGAGGAGCUGCAGAACCAGCGCGUCCUGGCCAACGUCCGGGAGAGGCAACGGACUCAGUCUCUGAACGAGGCCUUCGCGUCUUUGCGUAAAAUUAUCCCCACGCUGCCUUCGGACAAACUGAGCAAGAUACAGACGCUGAAACUCGCCUCCAGAUACAUUGACUUUCUGUGUCAGGUGUUGCAGAGCGACGAGAUGGACAACAAGAUGUCCAGCUGCAGCUACGUUGCGCACGAAAGACUCAGUUACGCCUUUUCCGUGUGGAGGAUGGAGGGUGCCUGGUCUAUGUCAGCAUCUCACUAGCACCCAGAGAGCUCCACUUACAAUGCCAAAGCGGUGGGUACCAAAAAUUAGUCUAGAAACCCUACAUUGGUGUUUGCAGAUAGAGGAAAACUUCAUUUACAGAAAACAAAAUGCGUAAACCUCAAUAAUCCUGAACUUGUUUAUAAAUCUGCGAAGUAUAGCCUAUAUUGAUCUCUUAAAUCAUUUAUUCCCAGCAGUAAUUUAUUGAUUAUCUGAGUGAUAUUUCUGUCAAAUUCUAGUGGUAAUGUACCGGCACUCUGACCACGUGUCUAUGAUCUGAGGGAUGAAACUCAGCCUGAUGUUUUUGACGCUCAUAAUUUAGACAACCCGGUCAAUAUAAGAAACCGAUUAAAUUAAAAACGAUAUUUCUGAUCGGCAGAAACCGAUUAAAUUAAAAACGAUAUUUCUGAUCGGGAGUGAAUCGAAUUGAAAUUUAUCCAAAGGCACCCUGUGGCGUGAGCACUUCAUGUGUGCAUGACAGAUUUCACACCGAGGCCUCAGCAUCUCUCCAACGCCUUGGCUGUGCGUCCCUAUCUGGAUGCAGCUGUGCGCAAGGCCCUGCUGAUCUUUUAAGUUUAAUUGUAAAAGUUAGUGAAUCAUCCUGUCAAAAUCCAAAAGGCGUAAGUUCAGCUCAGGAUGUGGAAAAAGAAAUGUUGUCUUUAUUUUAAGAGAAAGGGAUCAGGCGCGGGGAAGUAGGCGGAUUAACACAAUAAUAGUUUUGGAAGCUUUUCACACGCGAGGCCUUUAUAAGCCUCGUUAACCAAAAAUGACAACUCUGUUCUAUUUUCUGAUCAGAAACACAUGAAAUCAACCACUUGUGACUCUCACAGUUAGUUUUUAUACGUUCUCUUUUAACAACAUUUCAUAAUGACUGGGGUAAAAGGGAAAAAAAACCCACCAAAACGCAGCUGUAAUGCCACCACGGGUAAUUUAUAUCCACAAUAGAGAGCUUUCCUGUGCGCAGACCGCAGGAAUGGGCAGCUCGACUGGACAUGAAAAGUUCAAGCCAGCCCGUGACAAUAAAAACUGAGGCCCGUAUUAACAAGCGGACAGGGUUUGGUCAGGAUAUUUUGCAGAUUUGCAGCUCAUUGCGCAAAAAAGUGGAGAAGACUCGGAAAGCUGUCAUAUAUUUGAUUUCUGUCUUGGAUUAAUAAAGGGAAAGUAACCCUCAUUUUGUCAACAGAGAUAUAAAUUAAAGCUUUGACUUCAAGAGGUCAUUCUGUUUUUAAGGAAUUAUGUUGACGCCAUCUUGAUGAAUUAGACGAAUCCUCUCAUUAACCUCAGUGGAAGUUCAGAAGGGUUCAAACAAGGUGGCACUAAAUGAGCAGAAUCGGGGUUUGCUUAGUCCAUGCCCGAGGCCUCAAAGUGCAAAACACAUAGGAGAUAAAUAAGCCUCAUUACUCUGAAACUCUUUUAAUUUGAAGGUGUUUUAUUUCCUCAAAAUAAUUCCGAGUGUAAUUGACCUCUGAGGAAUGUAGACCCAUAAAGAGAAACAAAGCGUGACGAGUGUAGCGUUUCAAACAGGGUUACAAAUAAAAAAAAACACACUUUAAAAAGAAACACUCGGUUCCAAAGGAGCAAAUGUGAGUUAUUUUUUGCGUGGAUUGGGUAAAUAAAAAAAAUCACAAGGGGGAUAUUAUUCAUACUCACAAACAGGCCUGUAAAAUGUGCUUUAUAGAUCUUGACCUGAGUGACUCCAUAUUUCUGUAAUGACUCUGGGUUUAAUGCCGCUCCGAGGAAUUACAUUUUAUUGUUUCAGGACUCUCCUCUAAUCCACAGCCAAAUGAAAACGCGUGACUUUACUCAGGUGCUCCAAAAUAAAAGCCCGAGAAACGGUGUUUUCUUUUGUGUGUGUGUGAAAGUGUGUUUUAGUGCAGCUGCAGAACUACAUUCACAUUAAACACGAUGCUCGUGCAUUUUCUGUCGCCAUAUGGUUUCACUCAGCUCAGUGGCUAAUAAUUGAUUCAUUAAUGACUUCCCACAUGUGAAGUGAGCCAGUGAAGGUUUCAAAAACAUCACAUGUAGCCUACCGUCACGAACCGAGCCAGGAUCAGUGUGCGUAAAGUUAUAUCCUCUUAUUUCUCUGCUUUUGCCAAGACGUUUUCUAACGAUGUUUGUGUGUGUAUCUCUCUCUUUCUGUUACAGACUGUUUACUUUUACGAUUUAUGAAGACCAAAGGGAUUAUUGAAGAACCCAUCGACCUCAAAGGCAUGGCAGAGAGACGUAAUGUGACCCACAACUACAAACUCUUAGGAAGUGUGUGUGUGUUUGUGUUUGUGUGUGUGUGGAUGGAGAUUCAUCCCACUGCUUCUGACUGUCCGGAGCUGUUUGUGGCAGAGAGGAGGGAAGACACACAGAGCUGUAAUGUAUAAAGUCGAAUAGCUCGGCCUAAGCCAACAUUGAAUAGAAGGAGAUAUAUUUUGUUUUGAAAAGACUUUAAACCAAAGUAUAAAUUUAUAUAUAAAUGAAUGCAUAUUGUACAUACAUGUGUAAGUACGCCUGUAGCCUGUAAAGGGACCAAUGCAAUCUCCAGACAUUUGCUGCAUGGAUCUAUUUCUCCGACUUUCUUUAGCAAGUCUCCAAACUCCGUCCAUUGUACAUUUUGUUUUUGCUUUAUUUAUUAAAACACAUAUUUUUGAACGAAAUUUGGUUGAUUUUUUUUUUACCCGUAACAUUUAAUCUCUAAUUCCUGUAAAAUUUGUCCAAUUCAUGCGAGUUUUCGGUGCAUUCCUGCCUAAUAAGAUGUUAAUGAAAGUUCAAGUUUUAAAGCCAGAGUCAAACACUGUGGUCUGGAUGUUCAGGUUCCUCUGGUGCCUCAAAAGAAACGUGCCAAAAGCUUUUUUUUUUCUCCUCCUCUGGGUGUGAGAAUUUACUCCUUUCAUUCCCCUCCUCUUGUUAUGGAAAGACUUAAAAAAACGACCAUAAAAUGCAGCUUCAUUAACAGAGCAGGAAAUACUAACCAGUUUCAAGCUCGGUAUAUAAAAUUCUUGUCCACUUAAAUAAGGAGUAAUCAUUUCAAAUGGCGAUGCCUUCAGGCUCUUUAACGAGCAGGGAGCCCCAGCGAGAGCAGAUAAGGACUGUAUCCCUCCGCCGGCACUUUUAGAGAAAACUAGACCACUAAAAAUGCCUUUGAAGCUCCCCCUCUCGCUCUUAAACAUUAAAAUUGUUUACAUCUCGUUUUCCCAGACGUGGUUAGAUGCAAUCUAAACACACUGAAAGGGGCUCUUUGUUAACACAGGCCUACUUAACUUCCUCUGUGCAGGUCUGCUGUAUAAAUCUGCAGCUUUAUCAUUUCACAAGCAGCAAAACAAACACCACACUUACACUUUCUCUGCAGAAAAUAAAGCAUAAGGGUCAUUUUUAACGUGGACGUAGGCCAGAAAGUGUCACACUCUGAGCACAUUCAGACAAAUCCCAGAGGGGAAGCCGUAAUGCAGAAUAAAAUCACACACACACACACAGGGUGUAAUAAAAGGCGGAUAGCACAGUGAUUGUUUCCUGCAGACAAAAGCAACUCUUGAACGUUUUCACAGUGUUUGUAGUGUUGCCUGGUUUUCUCAUGGUCAGAGCGGUUUGAGGGGGGAAACACCUGGGACCACAUGCUGCUGAUGCAUCAAACUAACAUUUUCCACCUUAAACACGCUUCAUGUUGCUUUCAUGUAAUUUGCAGAGGGCCUGUGUCAUGAUAAUAUGUCCUCUUUUCUUCUUUUGUGGAUUUUGACAUCAAAUCUUGUUGUGGCUGCAGAGCAAAGAGCGAAAAGAAAGAGUCUUUUUUUGUGUGCAGAUUAUUCAGAGUGAGUGAUUUAUCUGUGUGACACCGUGAUCUCUGUGACUAAUGUGAAUUAAGCCGCUUUUGGAAUGACACAGCCCUCCUACAUGAAGCCCACCAGGACAAAUCAGGACAUUACACAUGCUGAAUACACUGAACUGAGUAAUAAAAAUAAACAGGAGUAUGAUCUCUGUUACCAAACCUAUAAACUUUUUCAUUAUCGCACGAUGACGAUGAAGAAGUUUUGAUUUUUUGGUGGUCUCAGAUGCUGCUGGACAGAACUUCCUCCCCGGGCCGGCUUAUCCGUAGGAGCCUGUUUGAUACCUGCUCAUUAUCCCGGGCCCUCACAGCUGAGCAGAGCACAAUCACCCGGGGGCCACUGCUCCAGCGGUGCGAGAGAUCCAGAUGUUUCCCGUAAAAUCAGACGGAAAAAGCUACAAAACUUUAAUUUGCAGUAAAAAGGGAAUAAAGUAAAGGUUUACACUCUGAGAGCCUCAAACGGUAUUCUGUGUUCGUCUGGUUCAGUAAAAAAAGGAAAAUCUGAAGGUUAGCUUGUGCCACUCUGAGACUUCCCUAUGAGUGUGUGUGCAAGUGUGUGUGUGUGUGUUUUGGCAAAGCUGAAAGUCAGCUGUGUCUCCUGCCACAACAGAGACAAUAGAGAAGACAUUACUCAGACUUUAACAUCAACAAAUGUAUUGAUCCUCGCUCGGAUUAUGUGGCGUGUAGGAUCAUUCAAUAAAACAAACUAUCUGCUUAUUUCUACAUCAGUUUAACAUCUAUUUCCCAGGUUAAAACUAACUAAGAUGAACAAAAAUCUCCUCCUAACGUCUAGAAUGCAUUUAAAUACAUUACACAGUGAAAUGAAGCAGCAUCUGUUUGUCCGAAUCAACCAAAAUCACAAGAUUACCUACAGCCAGAUGUGUUCGCCUCCAAUUUGUUUUGCAUCAUCUAAAAAUCACCCAAAGAGAACGCCUCAUUUAGCUUCAGCUCCUUUUGUUUCCAGUAAACGGAGCUGCAAACUUCGAUGCUUUUUUCCCCCUGACCUUUGAAACAGACAGUGAGACACGUCUCUGGGACUGAAGAUUAUAAGAUCCUGAGUCAGAUGUGGGUUAAGACGCUGGUUUCCAAAGUUGGUGUUUUUGCCGCCUAUAAAAAACUGAAAGGUUUUGGUGAAUAUUUAAACUCAUUCUCUGUUUUUGUGAAUUAUUUAAACCAUGAAAAUCAACGUCUUUGGCUUUAAACUGAGAUAAAAGUCACAGAAGAUCCACAGAGACUCACUUGUUUAUUAUUCAGUUUUGUUUGUCUGUAAAAUAAGUUCAGGUUGUUUCAUUUUGUUUUGCUCUCAUGAUCUGAAAGUGUGGGUUGUGAAUCUCUGCUAUUGUCACUUGCUAAAAAUUGUGGGGGUCAAAGGUCUGAAGGAAGUAUAGACCUAAAUAUUCAAGAGUUUGAGUCUAUGUGCUGACAAAGAAGACCAACCAACAAAUUACUGUUUUAAAUCUGUGAUGAACCUCUGUGCCUAACAAAACACAACAUCAGGAGUACAUAAGCUCGGGAAAAUAGGUGUGCAUGUAUAAUUUAUGAUUAAAAACUGCUUUCUUUGCCAAAGUGGUUGAAGUUAGAUGUUACAUUUGAAGCUGCAAUUCCAUAUUUUUAGAUAAUUUGUGAGUGCAUCAUGUGUCGAUAUGGUGCAGUAAAAGGGGGCGUUUUCAUCGACCAAUGAAGGACCUACAAAAACCGCUAUUUUAACUCCAUUUUCACUCAUUAAAACAAAUUAAAAACAUCAAUCUUAUUCCUCAUUUGUGCAGCCCUCUAAACAAACCAUCUGAAGAGUUUAAGAUGCACCAGCGAUCAGUCUUUAAAAGAGCGAUCCGGCCGCCUGACAAAACCUCACAUAGUGAAGGAUGAGUGAGAUGCCUGGAGUAGGUCAGAGGGACCUGGCAGAGCUUCAGCAGUCCAAGCUGAAAAGGACUUAACAGAGGUUCUGGCCUUUCUCUUCAGCUCCUCUCUGCCUUUCCUUCAUUCCAUCUUUUAAUCAGAGUCCCUAAGACUUUGAUCCUGCACAGAAGGCCCACAUCACAUUAUCAUCAGGCCUCGGGGCUGCACAGCGCUGCUUUUUUUUUUUUCUUUUUUCCUCCUAAGACUCCAUUUCUCUGGAGAGGAUGAUCACACACAUUUAAGGAGCAAUAAUAGAUCAAAGUAAACAAAGUGGUUGGAUGAUUGAAGUCAAUCCAUCCGAGUCACAAACAUCCUCCGUCAGUCUGAUGUGAGUUUGAUGACUUUUUGACUCGGAGGUGAAUGGCGAAAACAACCAUUACAACUGUGGAGAGGCUUUACAUAACAUGCAAACUUCAUGAUAUUCCCUUUGUUGGACGCUGUAGAGCUCAUCGUCCACACACCUGUUGAACAGCUUGACCCCUCUGUCCUCCCCGCAGUGAAGACACUAGUGCUGUGAAAGAGGAACUCCCCAUGUGUGGACAUACAUUCUGCCCUCUCUCCUUCGAUUUAUCUCCUUAUUUUAUAACAUCGCAUGAUCAUUUGACCCCUUUUUUAUUAAAUCACUGAAUGCUACUGUUGGUGUAAACCUCCCCCGCUUCAUCAUGACCCAUCAGGGGUCUCUGGUCGAGCUGGGGGAGUGAAAUUGGACAGGAAAAUAGCUGUAAAAGCAUCCAUGCUUCAAACAUCGGGGCGUAGUAAAAACUGCCUUGUUUCACUGCAGAAUAAUCCAGUUAAAACAUUCAGAUAAAGACGAAUAUACUUUUAUUUUUAUUUGUCAUAUUAUCUAUUUUUAAUUUAAUACUGUUGUCAUGUUUUUUUUUAAUCUUCUUGUAUGAGAUCACUGUCGUAAAAUCAUCACAGACAAUCACUCUCACUCCUGGCGUGCAGAGAGAUCGCGGGGGUGAAAUAUGUUCCUGUUUGCUCACAAAUCCUCAGCAGAAAUAUAGAUGUUAAAUACGGUGUGUUUUACGACGGGCUGUGCAGACAUUAAGGGAUUUCCUUAUGCUUCGAUUGAUAUAGGGGAGUGGUUUGUUCAAAAAUGCAUUCCAUCAGCCCCUUUGUGGAGCUUUUAGGUGGUUAUGAAACAGACUGGAUUGAAUGUGGAUGACUCACUAUGACAUACAAAAGCAAAUGAGUAUCACGAACUUCAGUGUUAUUGGUGUUAUUUUAAAUAUAGGAGACUAGAGUUGUAAGGUAGGUGUUUAAUGAUGUGCUGCAUUUUUCAAAAUGAAGAUUUUUUUACUUUUGGAAGCUUUUUGCAUUUUUAUUUUUGAUAGGACACACUGAGAGGAAUAGAAAACAUGAGGAAUGAUGUGCACCAAAUCACUUCAGUACCAAGGAUCACUCCUAAUUAGUCUGACAAGGUCUGUAUCUGCAGUUCUUGUAGCACCUACUCUACUAACUGAGCUGAACCAGCGCUGCUAUGGCGACAAUUUUAAAUCAGUUAAGCAUUUAAUGGUUCAAAGAUACUGCUUUCUCAUGAGGGCAGGGGUGUGUCCAGAGAGGUGACCAUGGGUGGCACAGGCCCACGGUGCCAGUCCCAUAACUUAUAUUAUAGUUGCUGUGUGUGACUUUGUGACUAAGUUUGUGACUUUCUGUGGGGAAAAAAAAUGCGUCCCGGGUGGAAGUGAGAAGACUGACACAACAGCAGACUGAGUGUUUUUCAGUUCUGAUUAGACACUAGUGUUGAGAUGUCUGUCUGUCAUGAUAGCAUGUACUGAGUCAGGGCCAGUACCAGAUAAACACAUUAAACUAUAAUCCAUAAGUGAAAGGUAACAACCGAGACCUAAUGGUGCUGUGACAGCAACAUGAUUGAGUUUGAGACAGUGAAAAUACAUAUGGUAUGUUGUAUCUGAACAGGUUAGCUUACGAGCUAAAGUUACUUAGCACAGAUGAAAGUUAAAACAAAGAAGUUUAGAAAACUGUUAAAGCACACAAACAAUCGUCAAAUGAGAAAUCUGACACUAUGACUCUCCACAAGUUGUCCUUCAGGUCGAUAUCUUUGUAAUAUUUGUGUCUUUUACCAAAAAGCACUCUGUUCUCCGACACGUAAACAAUCAGACAGUCGGCCAUGUUGGAUAUACCGGUGAAUCUGACGUCGCAACAACAUGUAAUCUGAUUGGUCAGAAGUGGACACACAGUAUGCAAAACUUUGGAAAAAUCGACCGUGAUCCGAAAAAAUAAAUACCGCAAUAUCACAGGACGGGAAAACGUCGCUGAUGUGAACGCUUGUAUUGACAGGAUACGGGUUCGAAAAAAAAUAUUGACGUCCGAAAAAAUGACACGAAAAAAAUGGUCCCAGUGUGAAAGGACCUUAAUACUAGAAGUCUCAGUUGCCAGAAAAAUACUUUUGCCAGCAUCUGCUUUUGCGCCACAUAUAUGCCAUCGUGGCACAUGCACACACUGGAGCGUUGGAGUGUCAGUGUUGCACUGUAGUUCCCUGCUUCAGUGUUAGUCAGCAGUGCACUUUCUGGUCCCCCUUGUUGGUGCACAGGGAACCAUGGUGACUAAAUCUGAGCGUAAUGUGUUUGAGUCAUAGCUGACAGAUGUUUUGCAGCAGUCGAUCACACUGUAAUUAUUCUAGAGAAGAAAAGAGACAUUGAAGAGAUGGACUAUGCAGACGCUGAAGCAGAGGACAGCGAUACUGGAUAUGUGGGCCACCAAGUAGACCAAUCAUAGCGCCCUGGUACCUUUUGCAGAGAUACCAGAUCAGGGACACAUGCACCUAUGAAGUAUUUUACUGUGUUAAUUUGAUGCAGGAGCAUAAACCAGACCCUGAGACAUAACAGUGCAUGCUCACAGUGCAGAAAAAAAACAUUGAAAAGUAUCUUAAAAAACAUCUUUUUGACUCUUUUUAAGUUAAAACACAUACUCAUAAAACAUCAUCUCUUUGAUACUUACAUGUUAGUACUGAGAGUAGAUAUGAAUAAUGGAGAAAAAAUGCAGUUUAUUUGUGUGUUUGUGUGAAAGUCCACUCACCAGUCAAAGAAGUUUGGACGCUCCCCUGACAUUACGCUGUAACCAUCGCAAACAAACAAGCAAACAAACAAACAAAUACCCCAAAAAACAAUCCACUCUCUGCACAACUAGCCCUGCAAGGUGAACACAGACAUCAAAUUAACAGUUUUUGAGAGUAUGUACAGGAAUGUUUCAGCGCUGAAUAAAUCUUAGUGUUUUAUGUGGAACUUGGCCCCUCACUCUGAUUCUUAUAGCAUAUCUCCUCUUCUGGCAUUGUCUUGUGUCCAUCUGGUCCCAUCUUACACACACACACACAAACACACAAGUGUGGACCGACUGCUCUGGACAAUAACAAUAUUAUAGAGCGGCUUCAUUCUGUGUUUUCUUCACCCGUCCCUGCUCUCACCCGCUGAUGUGUCUGUCCCCUUUAGCGUUAUUUUGGGGGUUUGAAAAGGAUGCAGACUGGAAAGACGUUGGCAAUAAUCAUAACAUCUUAACGUCCGCAGAGUUGGAAAAAAUUAGCUUCAGGGUUGAUAAAUGUCGGCCAAACAAUAAUUACAGCUUUCUGAAUCGGGUCAGUUGAGGGGCAUGCUAAAAGACGUCAUUAAAACCACUCUUGAUCGUAUUUAUACACAAACAAAAUAUAGUGAUUAUGGUUCAUUUCACCCCUCAUACAGCACAUCUAUCAACAGGAAACUCAAGGUGAGUCAGGCCCUGUUAAAGAUGCUUUCUGCAGGAUCUCAAGGGGGGGGAAACGCAGUUUUAUGAUCAAAAUAAAGAAUGACCUCGCCGUGGCCCCGAGCCAAUCAACAUGCAGGAAUGUGUGGGCAUGCCUACACCUCCCUCGACAUCCUCUCCUGUAUUUUUACUCUGUUAUUUACAUCCCAAAGCCAGUAACUGCCUCACUUUUGGCUGUGAAAUCUGAUUCGUCUGCAGUCGGUGAAGGAGACUGGGGGGGGGGGGGUUCUGACAUGCCAGCUUUUACCUCCUGCUUUGCUCUUCAUUAGCAUCAAUGAUGACUGCCGGGUCAGCAGAGGUCAAAGAUCAUGCCAGUUCAGGGGUCAACGCUUAUUUAUACACCCUUGUUUUCACUCUUGCUCUUGUAGGGAUGCAGAUGUAACUACGUCCCCUAAUGCAGCCAUCAAACGGAGUUACAGCUCCUCUGAUAUAGACCAGUGUUUCCUCUACUCUGUGUAUAUGCAUAAGUAUGACGGAUUUACAUCUAUGGAGCUCUACAAAUAGACCAUAUUUUGGAAACUUCUGGUCGUGUUGGUUUUGGGACUACCAUUAAGUGUUCAGUGUGGUAAUGUUCGAGAGUUGGUUUUUAGCAUAAGUUAAGCAUAUGUUUUCUUUACCAGUAAAGCUGAGGUUUUACGGGAAAUUCAGAGCUAGUGUCUCUUUAAUCUCUGUCCUCUUCUUCCUCCAGGUUUGAUCUGGCUUUUCAUUUCAAUAAAUUCAGAUUUUUUUCCGUUUUCUUCAAAUUGGCUGGAUGAGACUCUCACUGACGCCGAAGCCGACAGUGACCCAAUGUUAGUGUUACAGCUCCUUUCGGCGUUGCGUGUAUUUGACCUCUCGGUGUCCGAACACGUCCGACAGCAGACUAAACACAUACAGUAGCAAGACAAGCAAACGCAGCACAGCUUUUCAAAUACACAAUGGAAAUCCCGACUGGAUUGGUGGAACAUCAGGUGGAAAAGAAAGCGCUCUCUCAUGAGCAUUUCCAUUGUUUUUCCAAAAGAAAACGAAGAUUUAAUCAUGAAAUUUCAACAUGUAGAAGCAGCUUUUAUCAAGAAUAAGCCAAAGAAGUUUCCUCGACUUUGACUUUUCAGGGACACCUUAAUGGUCCCACAUCAUCCAAUACGUGUUUGUCGCAGAUCUGUAACAAACCAGAAAAGCACUCGGAGAGUGUCCCCCCUUAUAUUGUGAUUCACAGCAAAACUUUUACUGUUACGUGUCUUUUAUUAACGUUUAUUUGUGUUUAAACUGGUAUGUUCACUGUUCAUAAAACAAGAAAUGCCCUGACAGGGAUUCAAACCCAGGACCUUCUGGCUGUGAGGUGACAGUGCUAACCACUACACCACUGUACCACCUAUCUACACCACUGUGCCGCCCAUUACUUAUCUUUCAGCAUUGAAAAUUCCAACGACACCCUUAUUUUUGUGUGUUCUGGAUCACAGUAUCCAGAAUUUUGUCUGGAUCACCACCAAAAUGUAAUGGGAUCCUCCUGGGGCUGAGACACAUCUCUGGUGAAAAUUUCAGGUCAAUCUGUCUGUUACUUUCUCCGUAAAGUUGUUAACAGACAAACAAACAAACAAACUCACAAACAAACAAACUAGAAAAGCUCUCUGAGAGCGAAAAACUUCCACCAAGCAGCUCAUGUCGCCCCUUAAACAAGAAAUGCCCUGUCCAGGAUUUGAACCCAGAACCUUCUGGUUGUGAGGUGACAGUGCUAACCACUACACCACUGUGCAACCUAUCUACACCACUGUGCUGCCCAUUCCAGAAUUUUGUCCGGAUCACCACCAAAAUGUAAUGGGAUCCUCCUGGGGCUGAGACGCACCUCUGGUGAAAAUUUCAGGUCAAUCCAUCUGUUACUUUCUCUGUAAAGUUGCUAACAAACAAACAAACAAACAAACAACGCUACCGAAAACAUAACCUCCUUGGUGGGGGUAAUAAAACACUCUCUCAAGAGCAUUUCCAUUGUUUUUCCAAAAGAAAAUGAAGAUUUAAUAAUGAAAUUUCACCACGUAGAAGCAGUUUGUAUUAAAAAUAAGCCAGAAUAGUUUCCUCGACUUUGACUUGUCAGGGACACCUUUAUCGUCCCCCAUCAUCACGUCCGUGUUUGUCGCAGAUCUGUAACAAACCACAUUUUUAAGCCUGAGUGAUGACGGUCCAAAACUGAUUCUAAUGACUCAUCUGUAAUUAGUUCUUGUUUGUCUUCUUAGCAGCUGGCCAAAGCCUCAUUGCCAUUUCCAGCCGGCAAACCUGCAAUUAAAAGCGCAGUGAUGAGCACAGCUGGGGAGGAUAAGGCCUCUUUUUACGUAUAGCGGUGGCGGGUAAUGACAGAGCAAACUGACAACGGCCGACGCUGCGAGAGGAUGAGCACAGCGAGGGAGAGCUACCGCACACCAGAAUGUCACUGCGGGGAAAUGAGAGGGAAGAUAUAUAUAAGGGGGUUUUCCUGGAUUUCCAUCCGUACUGACAUUUCAGGCCUUUGUUGUGGCGGAGAGGCGGCCAUCUUUGCUGGCUUGGUUUCAAGAAGAGGGGAGAGUUCAGCAAGCAGGGCUCCACCUCUUCUCCGACCCGACCUCGCUGAGAGGUUACGGGAGUUGACGAACGUGUCGACGCCUACGGUAAGUUAAAGGUAAGACGGGCAGUCUGCGUGUCACGAGUGUGGUCGUACGAGAACCUCCAGCCACUGACGAACCACGAAAAGGUCACAUUCCCAGAUCUAGCGUCACUGGACUCCUUAGAGCUCUUUUCAGCAGCAGUAUGACAGUAAAUAUUGUCAGAAAGCAGAGACGUGCUCCUCUUUGUUUGCCGUCGCCACUACACGGUGUCACAAACCUCCGUGAUUUACAGAGACUGUGACGAGCCGACAAAGCCCGCGGCCGUGUCAGUAUUUACACUGUUACUCUCUAAAUUAAGAGUCCGCAGAGGAAUGUGUGUUUAUUUGAGAGGAGGUAAGGCAGGAUUGGCUUUGUUUGCCUUCGGACUGUUGUCUUAGCGUUAGUUCCUCCACCAACAAGGAUUCACUGCUGUUUAUUUGGACACUGGCUCAGACCUUUGACCCCCUCCAAAUGGGUGGCUAAUCCCAGUCACGGCUACUGUGGGGGCCUUUGUUGUUGUUCCAGCAAUGCUGCCUCCCUCUGGACUUACAGGAGAAUUUUUCCAAUAUAACACAUCGCCUGAUAACAGCUCUGAGGGAGGACCGAGCGUACAGGAAGACAGUUUUAUGAGGCUUUUUGAGGCUCCGCUGGAAAAAAGUCCAUGUAGGACUAAUUUCCUCAAGAGUUAUCUCCUCUAUGGGGAUGAAGACCUGAAAUCUGGCAUCUGAAUUAAGGAGGCUUACUGAGAUAUAGAGCCUGCUUCUAAUUUCUGAGAGAAGGAGUUAUUGGCUGGUACCGCAAAAUGAUAACUCGUCAGCAGUGAAAUGAAAUAGUUGAAUGAAAUACGGGACUGUUUAUUGUGUUUUGGGCAGAGGUCAGGACUUUUCUUAGUCUAAUUUGAUUGGUCCGCUCAAUUUUGGACUAUUUAGCAGAGCAGACUUGGUAAAAAUGGAGUAUAAUAUUUUAAAGUAUGCUGAAAAGUGUUUAAAAUCACCUGAAUAUAAUAAUUAGGCCACCAAGUUGCAUUGCCAAAGUUUCUACUAAGUGACUGUGGUUGUUGUGUGCAAAGACUUUGUAUUAAUAGACGUGUUUGAGAGUGAAAACUUGAUGGAUAAAUGGGUUGUUUCCGUCUCCUGAAGCCACUGAUUCUUACGUUUUUACAAUUUCUCCUGCUUUGUUUGGAGUGAGCAGAACCUCUGGCGUUACUUCAGUUAUCUUGUAGACAGCAAAAUGAGUUGGGGAGCGUUGGGAAACAGAUAUUUAAUGUGAAAAGUGUUUCCUAGAGAAUUUGCACCUCAUUGAUUCUGUGUCUUUGAGAGGGGAGGAGACCUCUGGGGAUAAUUCGGCUCCAGGUCGAACAAAGACUCUCUUAAAAGUUCCUGUGAGAAACUUUCUGCUUUGUGUUGAUUUUGUCGACCUAAUGUGGAUAAACCAGCGGCUCUCAUCCAUCUGCGGAUGUUUUUUUCCUGCUGCCCCAACACUCAAAAGUGUCACAUCCAGAAUUCCCAACACUAAAUAUGCAAAAAAGGGCUGUUACUGCAAUUUGGCAGCAACUUCAGGCAUUAAAAGUUAAAAAGAGAGCAUUCAUGUUGAUCAUAUUUAUUUUCUAUUUAUAGAUCAUAAAGAGUGAUUCUGGUCUGUUUUAUAACCAGUUGUCUGAGUAUCAAGUAUUGCUUGAUUUUAACUCCACUAUUUGAGGUACAUAGUCAGAUGUCCAGUCACUUUUUUAAAUUAAAUAAGGCCGUUACAAUUACAGAAAUUUAAAGGACUUGCUUUUCAUUAAAUAAUGUCAAAUCUAAGUCAAUUGCCAACACUUGCAUAGGAUUAAUCAACUGCCUUGGGGGUUGAGAUGAUGUUCUGGCACCUCUGGAGAAAGAAUACUGCGCACAGUAGUUCAUCAAUAAGCUUUUCUGUGUUGGAAAUAUCAGCUUACAAGAGCAUAGUGAUAAAUUGUUGUCUUUGUAGAAGGAGGGCAACUUUUUUUUACAGCUAAGACUUGUUAUUCUGAUCUUAAAAAGCACCAAACACAACAACAGACUGUUCCUAAGGCAGAGGGCCAUGCAGUGAAGACACCAGUGACUUGGUGCAGCUCACCUUUACUCACCAAUGGGGGCCCACUCCGUCCAAAUAGCCAAGACUUUAUUAAUUUCUCACUACCUUCAUGACAUGUAUCACAGGAAGGACUGAACUCGCCGACUGCAGGGUAAGACCCUCAUCAAAAAGACGGACAACACCUCUACAACUGUAAUUGUUAUGCUUAUAACUCAGGCUGCUCUGAAGUGACUUACUUCCCAGUUGUUAAAUGGAAAAUUGAACAACAGUAGUAAUGCAUUGACUAGAGGGAAGCAGAGUAAAGGUCCUUACACACCGGGAACGACGCAAAUAUACAAUGUAAAAUUACGAAAUAUUUGGAGGCGAAUUUUGACGCACCUGAAUAUACAUAUCAAGCAUCCCGGGUGGAAGCGAGACGACUGUUACAACAGCAGACUGACUGUUUUCAGUUCUGAUUAGACUCUAGUAAUGAGAUGUCUGUCUGUCAUGAUAGCAUGUACUGAGUCGGAGCAACAACUGAGACCUAAUGGUGCUGUGACAGCAAUACUGUGACUGAGUUUGAGACAGUGAAAAUACAUGUGGCAUGUUGUAUCUGAACAGGUUAGCUUACGAGCUAAAGUUACUUAGCACAGAUAAAAGUUAAAACAAAGACGUUUAUCAAACUGUUAAAACACACAAACCAUCGUCAUAUGAGAAAUCCGACGCUAUGACUCUCCACAAGUUGUCCUUCAGGUCGUUAUCUUUGUAAUAUUUGUGUCUUUUAUUAAAAAUCACUCUGUUCUCCGACAUGUAAACAAUAAGCUGGUCGGCCAUGUUGGAUAUACCGGUGAAUCUGAUGUCGCAACAACAUGACAUCUGAUUGGUCAGAAGUGGACACACAGUAUGAGAAACAGGAUGACGUCGCUUAUGUGAACGCUUGUAUUGACAGGAUACGGGCUCAAAAAAAAAUAUUGACGUCCAAAAUAAUCGCAUGACAAAAACAGUCCUGGUGUGAAAGGACCUUCAGUUGUUUUUUUGCAGAAAAUUCUGCAUCACUUGUUGUCCAGGGGCAGUGCCAAAUCUGACACAACAAAAAAGUUCCUCACAGGAGCUUUAACAUUACUUUCCCAAGUAACAAUGAUUAAUUCAUCUCAUUUCUGAUGGAAAAUAACUAGUUGGCAUAAGACUAGUUUUACACAACUCUCCCAGUAAUGAAAAUUUCCAGCGAAAUACCCCCACAGAGGUCUGAGGAGUCCCCCACCUGCCAUGUGGUUGCUUUCCUAUUUCAUUGCGUAAACAAUGCUGCUAAAAAUACACGAGUGUGGAGGUUUGAUAGAAAAAAAUAUGAGUAUGGUUUCCCAGAAUGAUGAUUCAAGUCUUGGGUAGCCAUAGCGACGACACGCACACAUCCUGCACCAUCAUCUCAUGAUCACACCAAAAGUGUGAGUCUUGUUUUCUGCAAUCAAAACCGUCGACCAGAACUCCUCACAAAAUGACCAGACGCUUCAGUUUUUCCAAAACAAUACUUUAUAUUGUAGAUGUCAAAGACAACAUGUUAGAGCAAAGGUUCCCCAGAAAAAUGUACUAUUUCUGUAACAAUGGUGGAACAAGUCAAAAACAUAACCCAUAAAAAAAGAAUAUGCAUUUUAUACAUAUAUGUAAACCUAGAACUGUUUGUUUUUGAACCACAGUGGUCAUAGCAAUAACUGGCUUAUUUAGUGGAAUGGACAACCGUAGCAAAGACCAGGCGUCUGGAUGGAGCCCUUUGAGAAGUCCAGAUGUGACGAAGAACAGAAAAAACAGUCCGCCAAAGUCACAUCUCGCCUGGCGUGAAGAAAAGUCAGUCCAUUCUUUUGUCGCACUUUACAAAGCGUCCCCCUAGAACAACUCGUUUUCUACAUAAAUACAUAAAAUCUAUUGUCUGUGUUACAAGUGCUAGAUAUGUCUUCCCCAUUUUCGUAAAAAAAACAAAAUCAACCACCGGGUUCGAUGAUUCCUUAUCCUACAGGUAGAAGAACAUGAAAACCUCCAGACUCCCCAGCAGAGACAGAAAGCAGGAAAAGAGAGGAGACAGUUUGGAUACAGUGAAAGUACUAAAGUCCUUCAGUGCUCGAUCCCUUGUGCUGUUUUUGUGGUACGGGACAGACAGACAAACGGACAGAUAGGCAGUGCAUGCAGACACGCAGAUCAUGCAGAGAGGAAAGGGGGGAUGGAGUGGAGUCGGACCAGGCCACCUAAAUAAACAGAGAGUUCUCGGACCUGGCUGGAACGAACUCUGAGAGCUCAAACAAAAAGAUAUGCCCUCUGUUAAUAAAUGGAAAUUAUAACUUAAUGGAAUGUUUUUUUUUUUUCUUACUGGACAUUGUGUGAAGACUAACAGUGAGGACAGACAGCCGGAGAAGCCAGAUGGUGCUGUUGUUGGCUGCUUUUGAGAAACCAAAGUAUUCAGAAGUUGAGACUCCAUGACUGGCACCGCUGAGCGAAAAGUUCUGGGAAUGGUCUGGGCUCGGUUACUAAAGCGCAUCUCAUCAAGUGUGUUUACAUGCAGAGAAAUGUCAGCGUAUCCAUGUAAAGGUAACGUCCAGGUUAGCCUGACUGUACACAUGUUCAUAUUCCAACCACAAAUACAUCUGUACGCCUGGAAACGGAUCACACGUACGCUACAGAACAUGCAGGACAAAGUGCCGACUCUGUAGGCGUCUGGUGGGAAUGUACAGAAAAAUAAACGACCGCAUGGAUGAACUAAACUAAAUAAGACAACGCCAAACAGUGAUCGUAUACAAAUGCACAGAGCUCGGUUUUGUCUCAGGUACUUGGAGAAAAAUCCCCUUUAUAUGGCUGCAAACAUGGAUCAUCUACACGUCCUGCUGAGAGUUUGCAAAGACUCCGGGAGGCGAUUCAGGGACGUGCAGCAUCGCUCUGUCAGUAGAGGUCAGAUACAUUCAGUCUGAUUUCUUAAAAAAGCUUUAAAAGUCUGUAAAAAACUUUUAGCUCAUUCUGGUAAAACAUACCUAAAAGUUGUUCAUAGUGCAAGAGUAGAGUUUGGAUUUUGUCUGAGGUGCUGCAGGGAUCAAAAAACCCCGAACUCUGCUGGAUAAAGAGCCGUCUCACUGGAAACAGGCCACCCUGAAACACAGGGGCAGCUCUCGCUUGAUGAGCGAUAUUAAAAAUAAGAGCUAGAUUUAUUUGAGGGAAUGUUGAUUUUAAUUAAAACUAAGACCAUUUAGCUAGAUAAGGGUAUAAGUGAUGAUAUUGUAAAAUAAUUUCAGAGCCAAUAAGAGUGAUUUAAUGUAAGACCGUGUUUCUACCCCUCCUGCUUUCUGUUGUUUUAAGAGGAUGAACUUGUAAACCCUGUAGAGAGGAAGAAACAGGUCUCCACUUUGGUUAUUUUAGUGAUAUUCAGUAUUAAGACUUUGAAUUUUAGUCACACAUGUCCUUCUGUGGCUUAAAUUUUAAAGGCUCAUGCCAAAAUUAGUGUUUUUUUAACAAUAAAAUGAACAAACAUGGAAUUAAAAUCAUCUCUGGAAUGUCAAAAUGCAUGAAGAUGAGGACGAUGGCACAUGUACUGUGAUACCGACAGGCUGAGAAAAGCCUAAAGCGAGUCAGCAGUUAUGUGAAGAGAGAAAGACCGUCAUUAAACAUGUAACAAACAGUAACCGAGACAGCGCACGGUGCCUUCAGCGACACCCUAAAAAGAGAAGACUGUAUGUAAGAUCCAUGAAAAGUAUCGUUUUCAUUACCAUCUUCAAAAACAAGAUCAUAAUAUUUCAUUAUGUAUAGUUGUAUAUAAUAUACUCAUUUCUUUUUAUAUAUAAAUCUACUAUGAACAUACAGUAAAUACACAAUUGUCCAUCAAUGUACAAAGUAAAAACAUUUGAAUCCCAGCCCUCCCACAACAACCCCAAAACCAGAAAAAGUCCAUAAAACAGGGUCUGAUCCCUCACCUGUGGUGAAGUUUGUCAGCUUUACAAUGUAACAGAGCAAAAAAGAGAGGGAGAAGUGAACGAAUUAACAUGAAAACACAGUCAAAUGUACAAGAAGUCGUCACUGGAGUCCAUGAAAGGGGGGCAGGUUUAGAAAAAGGUGCAGAUGAGCGAGAAAACGGUGAUCAAGAGUAGUCUUUGACAAACGUGAGUGGCAGGAAUACUCCGGGGGAUUGUUGUCAUAUAUUUACAGUAAACAACAGUAAAUAUCACCGCUCUCCUGUUCACUGAUAGAUACUUUCAGCAUGGUUCGAUUAAGGGUGAAAGAAAGCAGAUUCCAAGGGGGAAAACACAAGUUGGAGGAAAAGUGAAGGACUGGAAAUGAAUUUUUAGCGUAUUCUCAGUGAUCAUAUUUAAAGUAACAACUCCAAAAACUGACUAAAUCAAAUUAAACCGAACUUGAGUGUUGUUUAACCAAUCAUUGUGAAAGUCCUUUUAAAUAUUAAGAUAUUUCAAUCCCAGAACAGACACCAAACGUGUUCACCGACUGUGAAGCCUAAAGAUAUGGAGCUACCCCUGCUGACUGGCUGCAGUGUAUAAGAUAAGCCCCGCCUCCUUAAUGUUAACAGAUGGAACAGAGGUCAAACUAGAAACUGAAACACAUAAAAAAGUAAGUUCUCACUAUGCGUGGUUAUGCUAAAGUUCUUACUUUUCUGAUUUAAACCAGUUUUCUGAUUUUAAUAAGGGGGGUGUGACUUCAUGAUUGACAGCUCUGUUCACAAAUUCUGCCGUGUUCUUUACUAGGUAAGCAGAUCAGAAGGGGAACUGCAAAAAACGAACACAAGACUCACUGAACUUUCCACAACUGUGAGUGUCUGCUUCAAAUCAACACAAGAAUCUGUCCUGCUGUCAUCGACCUGAGGGAUCUUCUGCGUUUUAUUGGUAAGUUUAAUGUGUGUUUUGGUUAGCAUCCCCGGAGUGACAUCAGUCUUGGGAUGCUACCAGUCAGGUAGCUUCUGUGCAUGCCCAGUGAUGUUGUCUCUGUUCUAUGAAGUCUGUGUUUUAAACGGAUUCAGACUUGUGAAGCAGAUUUCUGAACUGCAACGCUGCAAACAUCCAGAGUCCACUGGUUGUAUAAGUGGUCAAGACAAAAGGAUGACUAAGACAGAAGAGUAACUCUAAAAAUAUGUGUAUACACUUGAUUAUUUAUAAAGAGCAGCAUGAGCUGCACUGUAUGAGAGCAGAUGUGCACACACCUGCCUCGCAGCACCUUACAUUUGGGCAGCAGAUGUGCUUAACAAGAGGCCAAAGAUGUUAAACCAGCUGUGAGAGUCUGUGCGGCCCUGGAACAACCCUCUGGAAAAUCCCAGGUGGUACGGUCAUUGUUACCACGGAGACACAGUUGUCCUAAAGAGAGGGCUGGUUCGACAAAUUGGUCCAUAUGAGACUAAUUUCUGUCUGUGUGUCAUUACUCUGCAAAACAUGGGACUGAUUCAGAUGCAGACAUCCAGCAGGUUGGACUGAAGUUUCAUCCGACUUUUGCUUCUUUGCUGUCUAAUUAAAACAUGGUGAACACGGGAGGCGGGUUUAGGAUCUGCUCUUUAGGAAAGUUGACACCCACCUGAUCUGUACUGAUGUGUUUGGAGCUCUGACAGUCAGUGCGUUUACAUGCACAGCGUAACCAGAAUAAGCUCAUAAUUCUGUGUUUUCGCCAAAUCAGACUUCUCUCCCUGUGCGCGUAAACAUGCAGCUCAGAAAAUCGAAUUACUGAUGUGCAUGUGUCCUCCUCCCCAAAAUUAGGGGGCGAUAUGGGUCUUUUUAGCGGGGCUGUUUUCAGUUAACCCCAUACAACUGUUAACAACAACAGCAAGUCCGUGUAAGACGUCAGAAGUGUCUACAACUGCUGCUGGGCAUUUUUGAGCAAGAAGAUGGAGCAUCGUACAGCGUUGUUUUUGUCGUACAUGAUAUGCGCUACUAUUUCUUCUCUGGUGUUUUUGUUCCAGGGUUACGGGGGCAUGCCACA